Molecule: messenger RNA, 3301 nt
Organism: Pecten maximus
Lineage: Eukaryota; Metazoa; Mollusca; Bivalvia; Pectinida; Pectinidae
Product: tyrosine-protein phosphatase non-receptor type 4-like
Cellular component (GO): cytoskeleton
Source: RefSeq, a predicted model, not a curated record
UGUGUUCCGAGGAAUGCGGAAAUGAGAGAUGUAGGUAAACUGUUUUAAGCGUUUCACUCUUUAGAGUGAAGCAUUGAUACGCAUCACAUAGUAUCGACAUUCAAAUAAGCAUAACAGAAACACAAGAGACGAUAGCUUCAUUAAUUAAUCUUUAUUCGAGAUGUGUUUUUCCUAAUCUCAUUGCUAGCACACCUGUCAUUUAUGAAAUGCCACCUGGCGGCUUAACAAUGUCGUCGAUUACGGUCACGUGACUUUGUUUUCUCCGCCAUUUUGAUUGAGACUAACUUCCUGAGAAAAGACAUUUGACCAAUGCUGGUUCCAAAACAGCGACAUAUAACUAACUUCAAUGGAGUAGACACCAAGUUCAAGGCUUGUUGACAUUUAACAGCAAGUCAAACCGUGCCAGUUGGCGAUGGAGCACAGUCUAUGAAAGUGACAGGUUGUCAAGUGAGAGAAGAAGGAAAAAGGAUGAAUGUAGCAGAGUAAACCCUGAGUGCUGUGGAGGCUAACGGCUGACAUUCUCACUGUGUAGAUGAUGAAUCGGGAGGAGGUGUAUUGCCUCUAGUACAUACUGACUUUAUGGAACUAGUACAAAGUACAUGUGUGUGCUUCUAAUUAUAUGGAGAGGUUUUUAGAAUGUUAAAUCUGGAUUCGGUUAAAUAGGCCUUACCAUCAUCGUUGUCCAUGAUGCGAUAGUGAAUGGGUGAAUUUGGACAUAUUCCCGAGAAUAGUAGAAUGGAUAGUAUUGUACCCACAUGUACUGACUGGUCGUCAGUGUAUAUUCCAAGUUGACAUUCUGUAUUGCAUCACAAGCUAUGGACCUUGUUUUCUCCACAUAGCCCGAUACAUUGGGAAUCAGUGUGGUGGUGUAGCUGAUGCCUGCCGUGUUAUAGAAUUAUUCCAAUACACUGGUGGAGUAGCAGGCAGAUUCUGAUGUCUAUCGUCAGCUUUUCCUUAUGCGCCGUAUUGAAUUUGUCACCAGCAAUUUCUGGACACCAACGAAGCACCGAAGCACCGUAUAUAAACAGAUAAAAGUGAUCAUUCUGUGAGCCUACCAAACAGCCAAAUAUGUACAAAGCCAUUAUUCUGUGUGGAAAGAGAAAUCUGGGCUGUUUGCUAUUAGGCAACCUUCAAAGAGGAUAGUUUUUCUUGUAACUGCAUUUAUAAGUCAGAAAUUUCUUCCAAUAUAUCCAGAUAAGGCUUUGUGGCGAAUACUGGCUGGCAAUUUUGCACUCUGUGUGUAUCCUUCAGUUCAUCAUUCAGUUCAUCAAGUAUAACUGAAGGUAGUGGUUCAAUGUUAAUUUGGUGGAAUAUUGUGAGGUAAAUUAUUCAUUGGAGUUGAAUAUAUCUCUUGCUGGAUUUAGCAUUUACCGGAAUUUUUUUUUAAAACUUUGAAGUUGAAGCUAUUCAGCAACUUUGCUGGAAUAUGUAUGCUAAGAGGUUCUUAUUCCAGGAUUUGUGUAUAUAUGUAGUGUUUUUGAUCUACAUUUGAAUACCUGUCAACUGAUUUUCUGUGGGUUUUUCUGAGGAUUCUUCACUGGAAUGCAUGAGAAUACUCAAAUUUUGUGUUGGUUGAUGCUGUAGUAUAACAGUAUUUACAUACUGUACAUUUUAGAUAUAUUGGAUGUACAAUCUUGAUCAACAACAGACAAUGAGACAGCUUUAUGUGGAAAUGUCAGUGAAUGUCUGCAAGCAAUCAUUUUCAUAAAAAAUAUAUAAUUAAAUAAAAAAAACCAUGGCUACUAUUGCUACGACAUCCAUCGGCCCAACUGUGGUGAUUGCCACUGCAGAAACAUCUGAUCCAGGGGGUUCCCCACGUGGCUCGUUAGGAACUGUCUCUGAAGGUACCGCUUCCUUAGGUACCACAGUUGACCUAGAUCCUGACCCUGAAGAUCAAAGUCAACAUGAGCUGCACACUAUGUCCAUGCGACUGGUGUCUGGCGGCACGUACAAUGUUCGGGCAUCGGAGAUGGCUGCCCAUCUUCAGGAUCGUCAGCCAAAGACGGUGCAGUGUAUCGUACAUUUUCUAGACGAUAGCGAGGAACAGUUUGAAAUUGAUAAACGUGCAAAAGCACAGCAUUUACUGGAUAAAGUGUUUGACCACCUGGAGCUGGUAGAGAAGGAUUACUUUGGUCUUCAGUUUGUUGACUUGUCACCUGCUCCAGACCACAUGGUCGGCCAUAACUACAUGGCACCAAGUACAUACGCACUGAGGUGGCUGGAUCCACUUAAAACUAUCAAGAAACAGUGUAGAGGUCCUCCCUUCCAGUUCUUUUUCCGUGUAAAAUUUUAUGUAUCAGAUCCAAGCAAGCUGUCGGAAGAGUAUACAAGGUACCACUUUUUCCUACAAGUGAAGCGAGACAUACUAGAGGGAAGGCUGGUUUGUCCCCCCAGUACCGCUGCUCUGCUGGCUAGUUACGCAGUCCAAUCUGAGCUUGGAGAUUAUAAUCCAGAAGAACAUCGGGACAACUACCUCACUGAAUACCGAUUUCUCCCCACACAGACGGAGGAGUUUGAGAAACAAGUGUCUGAACAACACAUACAGCACAGGGGCCAGACUCCGGCUGAUGCUGAGUACAACUACCUGGACAAGGCAAAACGUCUGGAAAUGUAUGGAGUUGAUCUCCACAAUGCACGGGAUCAGAGUAAUGUAGAUAUACAGCUAGGUGUGACCUCUAUAGGACUGGUCGUGUUCCAGAAUAACGUCAAAAUCAACACAUUCCCAUGGGCAAAAAUAGUAAAAAUAUCCUUUAAAAGGAAGCAGUUUUUUAUACAGCUUCGACGAGAAGUGAACGACGCUGUAGAAAACUUGAUAGGGUUUAACAUGGUGAGCUAUCGAUCUUGUAAAAACUUAUGGAAGUCUUGUGUGGAACAUCACACGUUUUUCCGGCUUUAUGUUCCGAAUCCUCCUACCAAGAAAAUUUUCUCUAUUGGAUCGAAGUUCCGAUACAGUGGAAAAACAGAGUUCCAGACAUUGGAAGAAAGCAAGCGGCGAACUAAACUGGAUCGUUCAUUUUCCAGGUCGCCAAGUAAAAAGUUUGCUCGACGGACAGUAGGAGGACAUACAACAAAAGUGAUUAUGGAAGAAAGGAACUUUAUAGAUGGACAUCGGAAUAUCCCUAAAUCACAGACGUUCUCGGGUCUUAGUAGUGAUGGUUCACGAACAAUUCCUGCAGGUGGCAACCAUUCCUUCAAUAGAUACGACAGUGUCAAUAACCAAAUGCGGGCAACAUUACCGCACGACUACAAAGUUGGAUCAUCAGCACGUGGAUCUGUGCAUUCGGAAAAAUCGGACGAGUAA